Odobenus rosmarus divergens (Pacific walrus) is the source of this 948-nucleotide messenger RNA. It is a transcript of the gene FITM2, whose product is annotated as fat storage-inducing transmembrane protein 2. Gene Ontology annotation, biological process: lipid storage; phospholipid biosynthetic process; lipid droplet organization. Gene Ontology annotation, cellular component: endoplasmic reticulum membrane. The coding region runs from base 95 to 883 and encodes 262 amino acids. NCBI's taxonomy places the organism in Eukaryota, Metazoa, Chordata, Mammalia, Carnivora, Odobenidae. The record is from RefSeq and is a predicted model, not a curated record. The transcript is spliced from 2 exons.
GCGUCCCAAGGGACGCAGCGGCUUCUUCCGAGCGAAGGGCAAGACGGUGGCCGAGAGGACACGGGGAAGCGGACGGUGGCCGACGAGGUCGGGCAUGGAGCAUCUGGAGUGCUGCGCGAGGCUCCUCCGGGGGACGCUAGUGCGAGCGGCGGUGCGGCGCUACCUGCCCUGGGCGCUGGCGGCCUCCAUGAUGGCGGGCUCCCUCCUCAAGGAGCUCUCCCCGCUGCCCGAGAGCUACCUCAGCAACAAGCGCAACGUCCUCAACGUGUAUUUUGUGAAACUGGCCUGGGCCUGGACCUUCUGUCUCCUCCUGCCUUUCAUUGCCCUCACCACCUACCACCUGACAGGCAAGGCUGGCCUGGUCCUGCGGCGGCUGAGUACCCUGCUUGUGGGCACAGCCAUCUGGUAUGUCUUCACAGUUCUUUUCUCCAACAUUGAACACUACACGGGCAGCUGCUAUCAGUCGCCCGCCCUGGAGCGGGUCAGAAAGGAGCACCAGAGCAAGCAGCAGUGCCACGGGGAAGGAGGCUUUUGGCAUGGCUUUGACAUCUCGGGCCACUCCUUCCUGCUGACCUUCUGCGCCCUUAUGAUUGUGGAGGAGAUGGCCGUGCUGCAUGAGGUGAAGACAGACCGGAGCCACCGUCUCCACACCCCCAUCACCAGCCUGGUGGUGGCCCUGGGCUUUCUGACCUUCAUCUGGGUGUGGAUGUUUCUGUGCACGGCCGUUUACUUCCACAACUUGUCCCAGAAGGUGUUCGGCACCCUGUUUGGUUUGCUGAGCUGGUAUGGGACCUAUGGGUUUUGGUAUCUGAAAUCCUUUUCCCCAGGACUUCCUCCCCAGAGCUCUAGUUUGAAUUUGAAGCAAGACAGUUACAAGGAAUAAACGAGAAACAAGAGGGGUGAUGUCAGGACAAUGGCUAAUGUAUUUUUUCAUUAUUUUUCUUAGUU